This is a messenger RNA of Mycotypha africana, 1458 nucleotides long. RefSeq names its product F/Y-rich N-terminus-domain-containing protein. Bases 114 to 1289 code for a protein of 391 amino acids. The transcript is spliced from 4 exons. Gene Ontology annotation, biological process: regulation of cell cycle. Gene Ontology annotation, cellular component: nucleus. Lineage: Eukaryota; Fungi; Mucoromycota; Mucoromycetes; Mucorales; Mycotyphaceae. The record is from RefSeq and is a predicted model, not a curated record.
UAAACAAUGGAAAAGGAAACUAAAAGCAAUGGUCGAAGUAAGCUAACCUUCUCUAAUCAUCUCUUACAUGCAAGACCACACUAGUCGAUUAACUUAUUCAUUACCAGCUUAAUAUGGCUCUAAAUAAAGAUUACAUUCAUGCAAAAAAGGAGAUCCAUGCAUUGAGACAUGAAAAAAAUACUUUGCUAGACAAUAUUGACCGUUUAGAAAGUGUCGACAGACUUACAGAUGAUAGCAGUGAUAGUGAUAACUUGGUCGAUAGUGAUUUAUCAGACUCAAGUGAAGAGGAUUAUGAUUUGAAAACCAUACUGGAAAACAAGGCAAAACAGAAAACAGCAUCCCCUACUUUCCCUCCGCCACGCACAGUUCAUAAGAGCAAUUACACCUCUAUAUCCACGCCUACUAUUAUUAAUAAGCUUAAUACUACUCAUACUACGUCUAAAACUACGACUAAUGAUGAAUCCCCAUCCUCCUUAAGGCUAAUUACAACUAUACCAUCCGCUCCACCCAAACGAUCCAAAAUAAAUACAUUAAAAAUCCAGAAAGUACGACGAGUACAGCCUAUUGAAAGAGAUGAACAUGGAAAGCCUAAGCUACCCCAAGAGAUAGGCGUACUUACCGUUCAUAGUUUAGGAAAAAUUAUCAAUGAUCGACCGGCGUAUCAUAACGAGAGAUACAUCUUCCCUGUCGGCUACACUGUAAGCAGAACUUAUCCCAGUAUGAUUGAUCCUGAUAAAAACACAAUUGUUACUUCGACUAUUUUGGAUGGCGGGGACGCACCUCGUUUUCAUGUCGUGGCUGCUGAUUUACCUAACGAACCUAUCAUUGCCAAUUCAGCUACGGGCGCUUGGACCGUCAUUGUCCGUCGCGCUAACGACAUCCGUCACCGCGACCACUCUAAUUCUGCCAGCGGACCAGAUUAUUACGGUUUUAAGCAUCCCACUAUUGCGAACUUAAUACAAGAACUACCGGGUGCAAAAGAGUUGCCGAGUUACAUUUGGCAAGAGUUUGAAGAGAUGGAGCCAAGAGCAGCGAAAGGUGUAAUGGCAGCAGCUGAAAAGAAGAGAGGUAAUUUAGAGCAGAUGGGCAAUGCUAAUCGAAAAAUACCCAAGACGACGACCUCUUCCGCCGCCAAAGAAGAGGCCGAUCCAGCAAUAACUCAAAAACAGCAAGAAGAUAACAGUACAAAUCCCUCAGUAUUUGCUAAUGAACCCGUAGACCAAGGUGGAAUGAAUGAUGAUGCUGAGGCAGAGAUAUAUGAACUCAUAGCUACUGACGAUGAACAAUAAUAACAAAGCAACAUCAAAAAUUGACAGUACAGGGAGAUCAUAACAUUUACAAUAAAGCAUAGCUUGGGUUUGUUAUUUCAUACAGGGACCGGUGAUUUUACUUGUAUAAAUAUUUAUACAUCAAAUGCAACCUCUAUAUCUGCAUUACUUGUUUGAGCAGUGAGGUCGC